CAAGAAAUCAUCCUGCAGGGAACGCGUUAUAAAUUGAUGUCCCAAGUCUCAACCAGUUAGCAGUUCUCACCAGUUAUCCAACAUUCAGCCAUUAGGGAAAAUUUAGGUUAAAACUUUAAUUUCUUCUUAGUGCCAUAUGGAGCAUUCAAAUGUUUCAAUUCAAGCUUUAGUUAAAGAGAUAACGGAAGAGAUGUUGUCUGACAUCGAUCCUUACUCAUUUGUUUCACCCUCAGCUUAUGACACUGCCUGGUUGGCCAUGAUUCCCAACCUGCAGCCAUGUCCAGUAGUACCCAUGUUCAAGGAUUGUUUAGAUUGGGUGCUCAAAAACCAGACAGAAGAAGGGUAUUGGGGAGAGUGUGACGCCCAUGGCAAUCCCACUAUCGAGUCUCUUCCUGCUACUUUGGCUUGUGUAAUUGCACUCAAAAAGUGGAAUGUUGGGAUAGAAAAUGCACAGAGAGGGUUGGCAUUUAUUCGAGCAAACAUCGAGAAGCUCCUAGGAGAAAAUCCCAACCAGUUCCCUCGUUGGUUUGCCAUUGUUUUCCCUGGAAUGAUUGAAUUUGCACGUAAAAUUGGCCUAGAGCUCGACUUUCCAAACCGUUCAAAAGGGUUGUUGAUGGACAUAUUCUUUGAACGACAAGAGAUCCUUGAAACUGAGGAACUUACCGCUGGUUCGUAUCGUCCCUUAUUAUCAUAUGUCGAAGCGUUGCCUUCAUUUUAUGCCAUUAAUCAAGAAGACAUAACCAUGCACUUACGUGAUGACGGCUCUCUAUUCCAAUCCCCUUCUGCAACUGCACGUGCAUUCAUGGCCACUGGGAAGAAGGAGUGUUUAGCUUACCUACAAUCUCUAGUUCGAACCUGUACUAAUGGAGUUCCAUCGACAUAUCCAAUGGAUGAAGAGCUAAUAAAACUUGGUUUGGCCAAUCAAAUUCAAAGGCUGGGGUUGGCUGAACAAUUCGGCCAGCAGAUUGAAGACAUUUUGACUCAAGCUUACUGGAAUUACAACAACCAGGCAUCAUCUGAAAAACCAAGUCGUAGUGCUUCAGUUGCAACCCAACUGCACAAAGACUCUUUGGCAUUUCGACUUCUUCGCAUGCAUGGUUAUGACAUAUCGCCUUGGAGCUUUUGUUGGUUCUUGAAUAAUCAAGAAAUUCUAGAUCAUAUAGAAAAAAAUCAUGAAUAUUUCUCAAGCGUAUUGCUUAAUGUGUAUAGAGCCACGGAUCUUAUGUUUCCUGGAGAAUAUGAACUUGAGGAGGCAAGAUCAUUUUCUAGGAGAAUACUAGAGAAAGCUGUACCCAAGGGAACCGGAGAUGAUGAUCACUUCACAAAAUCCUUCAACCUUCAAAGAAUGAUCGAGCACGAGUUGAGUCUUCCGUGGGUUGCUCGAUUGGAUCACUUGGAACACAGGGCGUGGAUUGAAGAGAAAGAUAUGAAUGCUUUGUGGGCAGGAAAAACCUCCUUUCAUAGGUUAUCAAGCCUUAAAAACGAAAAGUUUGUGCAACUUGCUGUGGCGGAUUAUGAGUUUAGGCAGUCAAUUUACAAGAAUGAAAUAGCUGAAUUGAAAAGUUGGUGCCUGAAAUGGGGUCUUAGUGAUAUGGGAUUUGGUCGAGAGAAAACUAUGUAUUGCUACUUUGCCGUCUCUGCCAGCAUUUCACUGCCUUAUGACUCCGAUAUUCGAAUGAUGAUAGCAAAAAGCGCUAUAUUAAUUACGGUUGCAGAUGACUUUUUUGACAUGGAAGCUUCUCUGAAUGAGCUGAACAUCCUUACUGAUGCAGUUAGACGAUGGGAUGCUGCAGGAUUAAGUGGUCACAGUAAGGCCAUCUUUGAUGGCCUUGAUAAUCUUGUGAAAGAAACGGCAGGAAAACAUCUUCAACAGCAUGGAACCGAUAUAACAAGUUAUCUACAGAAAAUAUGGUGUGAAACGUUUGCUUCAUGGCUUGUGGAAGCAACAUGGAGCAAAAGUGGAUACUUGCCAUCAAUGGAUGAAUACCUUGGAACUGGCAUGACAUCUAUUGCUGCACAUACCUUGGUUCUUCCAGCUUCAUGCCGCUUGAAAUCAAGCUUACCAAAUUCCAAAAUCAACCCUGCAGCCGAAUACGAGACAGUAACCAAACUGGUCAUGCUUAUACCUCGUUUAUUGAAUGACAUACAAAGCUACCAGAAGGAAAUAGAAGAUGGGAAAAUGAACUAUGUGUUACUUUACAUGAAAGAAAACCCAGAUGCAGACAUUGAUGAUUCAAUUGCCUUUGUGAGAGACUUACUCGAAAAAAAGAGGAAAGAAUUGCUCAAACAUGCUCUAAUGGAUGGCUUCUGUGAUUUGCCUGUAGCAUCCAGGCGUCUUCACUUAUCAUGCAUGAAAGUAUUUCAAAUGUUCUUUAACUCCAGCAACAGAUAUGAUUCCAACACAGAGAUGCUUCAAGACAUCCAAAAGGCAAUCUACAUUCCUCUAGAUGUUGGAACAUCGAAGCCAUUGAUGCCUCUUUCCUCUGACUCUGGCUCAAAGAAGGGAUUUCAAACUAUAACUUCUCAUCUAAAUUUUCGGCCUCUCAAAUAUCACAACAAGAGAAUCAUAGGAUGCCAAACUUCUUUGCCCAUUGGAAGGCCUGGAUAUGCUAUUAAGUAUAUCACUCCAAACUUUAGAUUGUCUUUCGCCUAG
Molecule: messenger RNA, 2653 nt
Organism: Durio zibethinus
Lineage: Eukaryota; Viridiplantae; Streptophyta; Magnoliopsida; Malvales; Malvaceae
Product: (E,E)-geranyllinalool synthase-like
Biological process (GO): diterpenoid biosynthetic process
Molecular function (GO): terpene synthase activity; magnesium ion binding
Source: RefSeq, a predicted model, not a curated record